UACUUCAGAAAGACUCAUAACCCCAGUCCCUAACAUAUAGUCUAUUUUAAUUUUUCCAUAUCCUAUCCUGGAUCUCUAUCAUAUAAAUUCAUUAUUUUAUGUGGUUGCAACCUCAGCAAAACAAAGUUUGCACUCUCUGGAAAUGUUAGCAUGUAAUCCGGAUGUCAAUCAGCCCUUUUAGAUUAUUUUACACAUUAACGAUUGGUGACCAAAAUAACCAAGUCUAGCUUGUGUCUGUCCUAGUGUCUCAUUAUUUUGGUUACAGAAACCCUGCAGGAUAAAUCAAUUUAGCACAUGUCUUCUUGACUCUAGUGACAUCAGAGCAGGCCAGAACAACCACAUUUGUUCUCGACAUAGACGAUAUAAAUCCAUCAUUCACCAAAUUGCUGCAUCCCUUUGGAGUGGGUCUCAGGAGGAAAGGUUGGAGUUGAGCAGUAUAUAGUGUGUGGCCACUGGCCGGCUCGCCUCGCCUUGGGCCAGCAGGGGGCGUGUGAGCUCCAGGGCACCUGCCGGAGCAGUCGAGGGGUGUGGCUCUGCAGGCUUGACAGACAGCUGAGGAUGCGGGCGAAGAUGAGGUAAUAGCAGCCGGAGCAAGGAGGUCGUGGGGGUGUGGGCGCCUGUGUGUGCAAGUGUGAGAGCGCGAGUGCGUGCACAAGCCGGAGACACUGCGUGUCUCGGAGCUCGCGCUGCGGAAGCCGAUCACGCUGUAUUAAAUUAAAAGAAAAAAAAAUUCCAUUCCUGGAAAGGAAGCUGCAAAGUUGAAGCCGGGCGACAGCUGCGGUCUCGGGGCCGCGUCAUGGCCGGUAGCUUUUCGGCGUCUAGGGACUGGGGAAACCCUCGCAGACUCGGGUUUGCCUUAGCGCCCCGCUGGGGAGGGGCGAUUCAUUCUGGAAGCGACUAGGCAGAGCCACAGGGAGGGGGAGCUCUCGCCGAGGCAGCGACAGCAUUUCGUGCGGCGAAAGGGCGGGGAGGGAGAGGAGCGAGGGGAGGGAAACACAGCGUGCCAGUCCGGGCGCGAGCGCGCGGCGAGAUCCCACCCCGGCGACUGCGGAGCCCGAGGCGCAACUGGUGCGAGGGCUCAGUCCCGGUCUUGCCCUCAGCGCCAGCUCGCGGCCGCCGGGGCUCCGGCCGCGCGCCCGCCGGGUGGCUUUGCAAGGCGGGGGCCUGUUUGCGGAGAGCCGGAUAUUUGCAUGAAGCCACUCGACCCCACGGAGCAGCGGCAGCAGCGGCGGAGCCCGGCGGCGGCGGCGCGCGGUCGAAGCCAGGCGGCCUCUGUCUCCGGGCCCCGGUGGAUGCGCGGCUGGGGAGCGGCCCGUGGGCCGGAGCUGAGGCUGCCCGGGGCGUCGGGGCGCGGGGCUGGGGGCGCGGUCGAGGCCCGGAGGCGGCGGCGCAGGAGGAAGCGGAGGAGGGCGGGCGUGCCCGGCCCGGGAGGGGGACAGCGCAGCGCCGCCGCAGCCCCGGGCUCGCCAUGCUCCUGGCCUCGGCGGUGGUGGUCUGGGAAUGGCUGAACGAGCACGGCCGCUGGCGUCCCUACAGCCCCGCGGUGAGCCACCACAUCGAGGCGGUGGUCCGCGCCGGCCCCCGCGCCGGGGGCAGCGUGGUGCUGGGCCAGGUGGACAGCCGGCUGGCGCCCUACAUCAUCGACCUGCAGUCCAUGAACCAGUUCCGCCAGGACACGGGGACCCUCCGCCCAGUUCGCCGCAAUUACUACGACCCGUCCUCGGCGCCCGGGAAGGGCUUGGUGUGGGAGUGGGAGAACGACAACGGCUCCUGGACGCCCUACGACAUGGAAGUGGGCAUCACCAUCCAGCACGCCUACGAGAAGCAGCACCCCUGGAUCGACCUUACUUCCAUCGGCUUUAGCUACGUCAUUGACUUCAGCACCAUGGGCCAGAUCAACCGGCAGACCCAGCGCCAGCGCCGCGUCCGCCGGCGUCUGGAUCUCAUCUACCCCAUGGUCACCGGCACCUUGCCUAAGGCCCAGUCCUGGCCGGCCAGCCCCGGGUCGGCCGCCUCGCCCCCCGGCCCGCCCUGCUCCUGCCCACAGUGCAUCCUGGUGAUGAGCGUCAAGGCGGCCGUGGUCAGCGGGAGCGCCGGGCCCCUGCAACCCCCAGCGGCCCGCAAGAACAUGCCCCCAUCUGGAGCUGUCAAGAUGCCCCCACCGCCAGGCCCUGGGGCCAAGCCACUGGACAGCACGGGCACCGUGCGAGGCCCGAUAAAGACCGCCCCAUCACAGCCAAUCCGGCGACAAGCCUCCAGCACACCGGCAGGGGCCACCGCGGGCUCUCCUGCCAGCCCCUCAGGAGCCAAUGGCAAGACGGGAAGGGUGGCCCUGGCGACUUUGAAUCGGACCAACCUGCAGCGACUGGCCAUCGCCCAGUCCCGGGUGCUGAUCGCCUCUGGGGUCCCCACUGUCCCAGUGAAGAACCUAAAUGGGUCUAGUCCUGUCAAUCCUGCGUUGGCAGGAAUCACUGGUAUCCUCAUGAGUGCAGCUGGCCUGCCUGUGUGUCUCACCAGGCCUCCGAAGCUGGUCCUCCACCCGCCCCCCGUCAGCAAGAGCGAAAUAAAAUCCAUCCCAGGGGUUUCCAACACAAGCCGCAAGACCACCAAAAAACAGGCCAAGAAAGGGUUACUGAAACUCUUCCCCAAGCCCAUUGUUCUGGCCUUGUCUCCACAGGAUGGGAGUUUGCAGUGUCCAACCUGUAAGACCAUUUAUGGGGUGAAGACAGGCACCCAGCCUCCAGGGAAGAUGGAGUACCACCUCAUCCCCCACUCCUUGCCUGGCCACCCAGACUGUAAAACCAUCCGUAUCAUCUACAGCAUCCCACCUGGUAUUCAGGGGCCGGAACACCCGAAUCCUGGAAAGAGUUUCAGCGCUCGUGGCUUCCCCCGACACUGUUACCUUCCAGACAGCGAGAAAGGGAGAAAAGUUCUGAAGCUACUGCUGGUGGCCUGGGAUCGCCGCCUCAUUUUUGCCAUCGGUACCUCCAGCACCACGGGCGAGUCAGAUACCGUCAUCUGGAAUGAGGUCCACCACAAGACAGAGUUCGGCUCUAAUCUCACUGGCCAUGGCUACCCGGAUGCCAAUUACCUGGAUAAUGUGCUGGCUGAACUGGCUGCCCAGGGCAUUUCUGAGGACAGCACGGCCCAGGAGAAGGACUGAGCUGGAAGGGCUUUGGGGGGAGGGGCUGUGGGGACCACAGGACAGGAAGUGGGGAGAGUCAAGGUAGAAGUUGGUGCCCUGACCUCCCAACUCCCUCAUCUCCCCUCCUGUCCUGUCUCCAUCCCCCAUCCCUCCCAGCCACAAGGGGGUGCCAGAUUGAAUAGGGGAUGUCAUUCAUAAACCUCAUCCACCACAAAGGGGACAUGGGAUGAGGGCCACCCCUGGUCUGUUCCCAUGGAGUUUUCGGUGCUGGGUAGGCAAGAACACCGCCCCCACCCCUCCCCCUGAGUGGGGCCAUGGUCAGCACACUUAGGGUAUGGACAGUGCGUGGGCACUCCAUACCCUGGCCUUGUGAAGCCUGAGGUUCUUUGCCCAGCUGGCUUCCUGCUGCUUCCACUCUGCUUCGAGAGUGGAAUUUCUGCUUUUCUCUCCUCCACUGGAGGCGAGGAGCUCUCACUGUGCAAGGUUGGGGGGCAAAGGGGUGAACCGCUAAACUGCUGUGACAUCAGAAAUCAAUGCCUUGGUGUACAGCGAGGAAGCACUUCUUGCCAAGAGGGUCAGGGAUGCAAAGGGUUCUGGGAGCAUUCUCAGCUCUCAUAACAGUCUUUGGCUUCUCUGGGCCCUCCCUCCUCCUCACACCUCUGACCUGUCCAAAGAGGCACCUGGUUCUUUCAUGCAGAUGGAUGGGCUCUGGGAUUCCUCUCUGGAUGGCACCCCAUGAUGUUUCCAGCCACUCUCUGAUCAGACCAGAGCCUGCAUCCUACUUAGCACCUGAACUGUCCUCAGGGAGAGGAGCCCAUAGCCUUCUUCCCAACUCAUCCCAGACCAGCUCAAAGAUUCCAUGAGUCUCAUCAAGUCACUGUGAGUAGAGCCCGGGCUGGGCUCUGUGCCAUCUGUGUAUGUGCAUAUAUGUGUGUAUGUGUGUGUAUGUGCGCACACCACUGCGCCAGGUUGGUGGAGAGUCCCGUCAUGUUCCCACGCUCUGUUUUGCAAGAUGUCCAACCCCAGUUUUGAUGGGGAUCAGACAGCCAGGCUGUGGUCCCUCCCUGAACUUCUCUCACCCUUUGACAACCCAUCCAUGGUAAACUUGGACUCUGAUGGAGACAGUACUGUGUUUGGGGAGAUGUGUAAGGUGAGAGCUGGACUGGCCACUUUUUAUAUCUCUUUCAAGAUUGGAUCUGAGCCAAUCUCCUUCCAGUCUUAUUUCUCUGAGGUCUUCAAUCUGUGUCCAUUCAAAUUUGCUAAUCUGAGCCCAGAGGUGGUGCUGGGCCCCUCAUUGCCUUCAUCUAUUACCGAUUGACCUAGAGCAUGGAGGGGGCCUCGUUAGCGCAUAGGAACAGGGUUAGGACCACCUUACGGUCCAGUCCAACCUGAGCCUGGGUUGUGUCCCAAGACCCUGUCUACCCCCCUCCCCAACAUUCCUUUUGCCUUUGGCUCCCAUUAAGGAAUGAAUUGGGGGUCAGGGAGGAGAGAAGGGGGAUCAAGAAGGGAAACCCAAUUCCCCCUUUGAAAAAGUGGGUUCUUUGAACUAUGUGUUUGGGGGAAGUUCCUCUGGAUACUAAUUUGAAUUUAUAUACCUCAUGUUUUGGGGGUUUGACGUAUAUAUAUGCAUAUAUAUUUCAUACUAUUUGGAAGGUUUUUGAUGUUAGAAAAGUUGAAACAGAAGAACCUUCAAAAAUGGUACUUAAGUUAGAACCGGAAACCAAGCUUUCCUGAGAGCCAGCUUCAUUGCUGCUUGCUGGCUGGCCUGCAGCCAUUUUGACAUCACUGUGGCCAUCAGAUUUACCUGAGUGUCACCCAGUUCCUCGGGACAUGCUGGUGCUGAGCCUUUCCUCCUUUUCCAGUUGGCUAUAGGGACGCUGAUUGGCUCCAGCAGAAGGAGCUCUGAUAGGCGGAAUCGUGUCUGCCACAUUAGCUCCAGCCUCUCCUGUCAGUUGCAGCCAUUUUAUGUCACCAGCAGACCCAGAGGUUGGUCCUGAGUUCACUGCUGCAUGCGGUGGUAGCUCCCUGCCACAGUUGGGAAGGAAACAUCUGAACGUGAUGGGAGACAUCACACCCUGUGCCCUUCACCAGGCUACCAUGUACCAGAGGCCAUUAGAGAGCCUCGUUGUAGGCUUAGUACCACUUCCGCCUUCAGCACCCCUGUCAGGUUUCUGCUGGGCUAGUCACCCACAGGGAUGAGGAAGAAGACUGAGGGUGAGCGGGUACAAGCACGACUGUGCACUAGGCAGUGGGGAAGAAAGAAGACGUGCUUUGACAACUGGCAAUGGGCAGUGGGGAAAAACUGAUUUCCUGCGUCAGGCAGAAGAAGGCGUGGGUGUGGAAGAGGACCCAGAGAGUACACAAGGCAGGCUGUAUGCCAGGGGCAACACUACUUGGAGAAGAGUCUUCGUGCCUCCAAGCCUUUUCCCCAGAAUGUCAGUUGUGCCUGUGGCCCGUUUUUCUUCCUCUCUGAGGAUGCUCGGUAGGGGCUACCUCAUCCUCAUCUCCUUGUGGGAAUUUCUGGGCAGCAGGAAUCUUGGAUUUCUUUUCUACCACUGUGCCAGGCAAGACGGGGGGCAUUCCUUUGCCCUUUCUCUUGUGCCAAGCUGGGAAGGCACAGCCCUGCCAGCAGAAGCCCUGUGCACCCCCCAGGCUGGCACAGGAUGUUUCCCCACCAGAAGCCCUGAUGAGUGCCCCGGCUCAUGCAGGGAAUUCCAUGCCUUUCCUUUCAUCGUCUUAGCACCAGCAGCCCAGGUUCUCCCUUCCUGAGUCUCCAGGGAUGACAAAAUGGGAUUGGAGACCGAUCCUGUCAAAUGCUCAUCCCUUAAAGGUUAAUUGUGUUCAUGUGGUGUGUGUGUGUCUUUGUGUUUUCAUCCCCUUCCCCCCACUUUUUUGUAAAACUUGGACUUCUCUGUGGUUCUAGAUUUGGUCAAAAGUACUUGUCCUGGUAUUGCACUGUUGUGUGCAUGAGAAGAUUGGGGGAAGGCCCGGUGUGGUACAAGAAAGGGCCCUGUCCCCUUUCCUUGUCUGUGGUCACUGGCACUUGAGUGGGGUGGGGUGGGUUCCUGGGAGAGGGCAGGUGAAUGUCCUAAUGUAAAUCUUUGUGACUGGUGUGUUUUGAAGUCCCUGGUGUUGCUGUGAGAGGACGUCGCCACCUGGUGCUCAUGAGGUGUAUGUGCAGAACAAUAAAGCGCAAAUGAACAGCCACA
This is a messenger RNA of Hipposideros armiger (great roundleaf bat), 6354 nucleotides long. RefSeq names its product deltex E3 ubiquitin ligase 4 (gene DTX4). The transcript is spliced from 7 exons. Gene Ontology annotation, biological process: protein ubiquitination; Notch signaling pathway. NCBI's taxonomy places the organism in Eukaryota, Metazoa, Chordata, Mammalia, Chiroptera, Hipposideridae. Gene Ontology annotation, molecular function: zinc ion binding. The record is from RefSeq and is a predicted model, not a curated record. The coding region runs from base 1469 to 3163 and encodes 564 amino acids.